Molecule: messenger RNA, 7710 nt
Organism: Phyllostomus hastatus (greater spear-nosed bat)
Lineage: Eukaryota; Metazoa; Chordata; Mammalia; Chiroptera; Phyllostomidae
Gene: GPR179
Product: G protein-coupled receptor 179
Exons: 11
Coding region: 84-7196 (2370 amino acids)
Biological process (GO): G protein-coupled receptor signaling pathway
Cellular component (GO): membrane
Molecular function (GO): G protein-coupled receptor activity
Source: RefSeq, a predicted model, not a curated record
CAGCCAGCCUCUACCUGGGCUCUCCUGAGCCACCAAAUCCCCAGGCAGCCCGGACCCCAGGGUCCCCGAGAACUGCCCCAAGGAUGCGCGCCAGGAAAGUGGUUAUGUCCCCUCUGGUGUGGGGGCUGCUGGGCUGCCGUCUCCUCUGUGGCUGGGCUCUGAGAACUCUGCGGCCCUUCCACCCUCUGCCCUCGCUGUCCUCCGGAGUCAAGCCAGGAUAUGAACCCGUGUGGGUGCCCCCUGGGGGUGCUGAAGCAGCCCUGGCCUUUCUCUACUCUGGAGAUGCCCAGCAGCUGUUGGGAACUAAUUGCAGUGUGCGCUAUGAAGCUCAGGGGGCAGAAGCCAGUCCAGGGGUGCCCCCGAUCCUAGGGAGGGCAGCAGCCACCAUUGCCCAGGCCGCCAAUUUCCUCAACAUGCUGCUACAAGCCAAUGACAUCCGCGAGUCAAGCGUGGAGGAGGAUGUGGAGUGGUACCAGGCGCUGGUCCGCAGCGUGGCCGAGGGGGACCCGAGGGCCUACCGGGCUUUGCUGACGUUUAACCCUCCACCAGGGGCCAGCCACCCGCCGCUGGCCCUGCAGGCCACCCGAAUGGGGGAGGAGACCAUCCUUCAGGACUUGUCUGAGAGCAGGGUGCUGGAAGAGAGCCUCACUGAGACCCUGGACACUCCUAUCCUGCAGAAACGGGUGCUGACCAAUGACCUAGGGACCCUCGGAAGCCCCAAGUGGCCACGGGGGGAUGGCUAUCUGGGGGACAUGCAGCAUGUGAGGCUGUCUCCUCCCUUCCUGGAAUGCCAGGAGGGCCAGCUUCGUCCUGGCUGGCUUGUCACACUUUCGGCCACCUUCUACGGACUCAAGCCGGACCUCAGCCCGGAGAUCAGGGGGCAGGUGCAGAUGGAUGUAGACGUUCAAAGUGUGGACAUCAACCAGUGUGCCAGCGGCCCAGGCUGGUACGCUAACACGCACCUGUGUGAUCUCAACAGCACCCAGUGCAUCCCUCUGGAGAGUCAGGGCUUUGUCCUUGGCCGCUACCUCUGCCGCUGCCGACCAGGCUUCUAUGGGGCAAGCCGUUCUGGGGGGUCCGAGGAGAGUGCCGCCCAGCCUACUGAGCAAUCUGCAUCACCACAAGGCAGCUCCGGGAGGCUGCUUCGGUGCCAGCCAUGUGCCGAGAGCUGCACCAGCUGCAGGGAUGCCACACCUUGCCUGGUGGAGGAGGCCUUGGCGCUGCGGACAGCAGUGUUGGCCUGCCAGGCCUGCUGCAUGCUGUCCGUCUUCCUGAGCAUGCUGGUUUCCUACCGCUGCCACCGGAGCAAGAGGAUCCGGGCAUCCGGAAUUGUCCUGCUGGAAACCAUUCUUUUUGGAUCCCUGCUGCUUUACUUCCCUGUCUUCAUCCUGUACUUCAAGCCCGGUGUAUUCCGCUGCAUUGCUCUCCGCUGGGUCCGGCUGCUGGGUUUUGCCCUCGUCUAUGGCACCAUCAUACUCAAGCUGUACAGAGUGCUCCAGCUGUUUCUGUCUCGGACGGCCCAGCGGGGCCCCCUCCUAAGCAGCGGGCAGCUGCUCCGGCGUCUGGGACUGCUUCUGCUGCUGGUACUGGGCUUCCUGGCUGUGUGGACAGUGGGGGUCCUGGAGCGAGGCAUCCUGCACACGCCCCUGGUGACCCGAGGCCACACUCCCACGGGCCGCCACUUCUACCUCUGCCACCAUGACCACUGGGACUACAUCAUGGUUGUGGCCGAGAUGCUGCUCCUGUGCUGGGGCAGCUUCCUCUGCUACGCUGCCCGGGCUGUGCCCUCAGCUUUCCACGAACCACGCUACAUGGGCAUCGCCCUGCACAACGAGCUGCUGCUCUCCGCUGCCUUCCAUGCAGCCAGGUUUGCGCUGGUUCCCUCCCUGCACCCGGACUGGACCCUCCUCCUCUUCUUCUUCCACACGCACAGCACAGUCACCGCCACUCUGGCCCUGAUCUUCAUCCCUAAGUUCUGGAAGACGGGGGCGCCUCCCCGGGAGGAGAUGGUGGACGAGGUGUAUGAGGAUGAGCUGGACCUGCAGCGCUCGGGCUCCUACUUCGACAGCAGCACUGCCUCGGCGUGGAGCGAGCGCAGCCUGGACCCUGGAGACAUCCGGGACGAGCUGAAGAAACUCUACGCCCAGCUAGAGGUCCACAAGACCAAGGAAAUGGCUGCUAACAACCCCCACCUGCCCAAGAAGCCGGGCAGCUGGCGCCAGAGCCUGGGCCGGUCCUUGGUCAGGUACCUGGCUGAGUUCCCGGAGACCCUGGCCCGGCAGCACUCCCGGGACUCGGGCUCCCCCGGCCGCGGCAGCCUGCCCAGCUCCUCCCGCCGCAGGCUGCUCAGCUCCAGCCUCCAGGAGCCCGAGGGGCCGCCGGCCCUGCGCAAGUCCCACAGCACCUAUGACCGCAGCCCCCGCAGGGAGCGGGACGCCCCUCUCCUCGACUCCCUGCCCAGGAGGAAGCUGGCCAAGAGGACCUCUCGGGCAGAGAGCCGGGAGUCAGAGGAGGGGCCACCCGCCCUGGGCUUCAGGUCGGCCAGUGCCCACAACCUGACAGUGGGAGAGAGGCUCCCCAGAGCGCGGCCCGCCUCACUGCAGAAGUCGCUCAGCGUCAUGGCUGGCUCCAGUGAGAAGGCCCUGCUCGUGGCCAGCCAGGCCUACCUGGAGGAGACCUAUCGGCAGGCAAAGGAGCAAGAGGAGAGAAGGAAGGCAGAGGCGGCCUUGGCGAGCCCAGCUCAGAGGCCAUCGGCCAGGAGGCUGGAGCCAGCGCGAGGGGCGCCUCUGUCAGCCCCACCUUCCCCUGCCAGGAGCCGCAGCAGGGACAGCUCCUGGGCCUCUGGGCGGCUUCCGGAGGCGGCUGGGGGCAGGCUGCCCCACCCACCCAUCCAGCACCAGCUCUCCACACCCACCAAAGCCCUGUCCGGGGCUAGCCUGAGGGAACCAAGGAUGCUGUCUCCCACUCCCACCUUAGCUCCGGCUCUGAUACCAGCUUCGGCCCCGGUUCUGGUCCCAGUCCCUGCCCUAGCACAAGUCCCAGUCACCCCCCAAAGCCCCAGCUUUCUCACCUUCAUCUGCCCCUGGGAGAAUGCAGAACUGCCAGUCAAGAAAGAAAAUGUGGCACAAGAAGGCUCGUCGGGGCCAGAGCGAGGCAGCCACUCCCCUGCCCCGGCUCGCGCCAGGCUCUGGAGGGCCCUCUCGGUUGCAGUGGAGAAAAAGCGUGCUGGGGAGAAUGGGAUGGACACGGAGGACAGGUGUCUCCAGGGGGAAACUGAUGACGUGGGGGAAGACAAGUCCAAGAUCUUCCCUAAAUCGCACAGCCUCAAGACCCCUGUUCAGCAGGGCUCCGUGCGCAGCCUGGGGCUGGCUAUCAAAGCUCUGACCCGCUCCCGGAGCACACACAGGGAAAAGGAGAGCGGGGAGGGGAGUCCCGAGGGGGAGAAGGGCAGAGCUGGGGGAGAGGGAGUGGGUGCGUGCCCCAGAUCCCCCAGGCUGGGCGGGCGCAAGGCGGUGAGUAAGCAGGCGGCCCUGGCCCCCUGCGAAGACGAGGAGUCCCUGCAGAACCAGCAGAAUGCUCACACCAGCAGGAUGCUCCGCGUCUGUCACCAGGAGGGCAGCAGGGAACAAGACGACGGAGGCAGGAGGACACCCCAGGGUCAAGGGGAGGGCAGUGUUGAGAGAGCAGGUAAAACAGGGCCUGCCACGCCGAGGCAGGUCAGGCAGGGCACGGUUGAGGACAGAAAUGCUGAGCGAGCCAAAGAAGCCCCCGGAGGGCGGCAGGAACGGCUCAGAGCUGGCCCGCAGCCCGCGGGCAGUGCUGACUGCUGGGUGGCAGAGGUGUGCCCCUGGGAGGUUGCCGCGUCAGAAACGGGUCUGCCUGCCGGUAACAAGGCUGACAUCUGCCCCUGGGAGGUGAGUGAAGGAGGCCUCGGGAGCGGGGCAUUGAGACAAGACCCAGAUGACUCCCAAGAAGACAGAAGGAAAGCCCCAGAAGAAUCAGAGCCCAGACAUGUGGCUGCCGUUGCUCAGAAAAAGCCUGAAAGGCUGGGCAGGGGGCAGGAGGCGGUGUGUCCCUGGGAGAAUGCCGAUCCCAGGGGCCUGUCCCCUCGGCCAGCCCCUCGGGACUCUGAGCGAACCCAGGGCAGGUCGGAGCCAGGGGGCAGCGUGGAGGUCAGAGAGGCGGAGAGGUGUCCGCAGAAAGUCACAGGCCCGGAAGCUGGUACGCCUGACUUCGCCAAGGCCGAGCUCUGUCCUUGGGAGGAAGGUGAAGGAGAGAAGGAGAAACCGGCCCAUAAGGGAGUGAAGAAACUUGCCCAGGAAAAGCAGAAAGCCCCCAAGAAAACCACCUUCUGGAAAGAACAGAAACCUGGCAGAGACUUGGAGUCUGUUUGUUUGUGGGAGAGCACUGAUUUCCGCGGCCCCUUAGCAAUCCCAACUGAGGCCCUGGGAGCCCCCCAGGGCUCGGGGGGCCCUGCGGAGGUGUGUCCGUGGGAGGCAGGAGAGGCUCCCGCCCUCAGGAAGGCAGAGGUCUGUCCCUGGGAGCUGAGUGCUGAGGUGGUGCGUCAGGGGGUGGGCGGAGAAGCUCUCCAAGGAGAGGGGCAAGCCUCCAGAAAAGGGCUCCUUGGAGAGAUGGGGGGACAAACUGGGAAGGCAGUGCAGACACCCAGUGCACGGGAGGGGUCCGUGUGCCCCCGGGAGGGCAUAGACUGUGGGCCCUCCAGCCCAUGUGUGGACAAUUCCUCACCCAGAGCUGGUGGCCGACUCCUCAGCGAUGGAGGAAGCCGAGCCACGCAGGUCUGUCCGCGGGAAGACCUCAGGCCAGAGGUAAAGGCAACCGCACCUGCCAAAGCAGAAAUCGGUCCCUGGGAGGGAAACGAGAGCACAGAGGACUGGAUGUCGAGACAGGCACCCAAAGGAGAAGAACCCCAAAAGGACAAGGAGGAAAUGCCUGAAACGUCAGGAAUCAAAGAUGUCACAGCUCGGGAAAAGCCUGAAGGACAGCUCCAAGGGCAGGAAGUAGCCUGUUCCUGGGGGAGUGUGGACCCUGGCGGCUUUCCCCCACCACCUCGAGACAUAGACAGACCCGAGGCCAGUCUCCAGGUGGCAGGUGGGGCGGGAAGCCAAAGGGCUGCCAUCUGUCCGUGGGACGUGGAGGACAGACUGUCUGCGGAGAAGGCAGAGGUCUGCCCCUGGGAGGCGACUGCCGGAGCAGGGGAGGGACGGGCUUCGGGACUGGAGGCCGUGAGGAAAUCGCCCAACGUUGCAGAAAAGGAUCCUGCAGACUCUGAGCCCGGCUGGACAGCUGUCACUGCUCCGAAGAAGCCAGGGAGGCCGGCCCGGGAGUGGGAGGCGGCCUGUCCCGGGGACAGGGUGGGUCCAGGGGACAGCUCUCGGCAGUUGGGCACUGCACGCACUGACCGACCGAAGGCUGGGUUCCAGGAACCGGGCCCUGCGGGGCGCAGGCCGGCUGAGGUGUGCCCCUGGGAAGUGGAGGAAGCGUCUGCCAGUGAAAGGGCCAAGAUCUGUCCCUGGGAGGUGACUGAAGGAGCUCCUGGGGAGGGUCUGGAGCAAGAGGAGGGGAACGGUUCAGCAGCAGGGCAGAGGGAGCAAACUCCAGAAAGGGGGACACUCGGCUCCCUGGAAGGCCUAUCAAGAGGAGGGAUGAGACUGAGUCAGCAGCAGGCAGCUGUCUGUCCUUGGGAGGAGGACCUGAGGAGACCCUGUGCCCGGGCCUCCGAGGUCUCGGGCUCCUUCGGCGGCAUGAGGAGCAAAGGGGUGGAGGAGCAUUCCGUGGAAGUCAGUGAUGAGGUGGCAGGGAAAGGGGACCUGAUGAUACAAGACCCCAAAAUGGGUUCCCUCCAAGAACAGGUAACCCAAGAAAGAGCUCCGUCUUCAGAAGCAGGAGGCCCUGCUGCAGAUGGGAGAAAAGCAGAAAAUGAGCUACAGUCUGUCUGUCCACGGGAGAGCACGGCCCCAGGGGUCUCUUCCUCCCAGCCCGGGAGUCACUGCCACGGCCGUCCGCGAGCUGGUGCUCAGACACAGGUUGGCGUUGGGGACGGGCGCGCCGAGCUGUGCCCAUGGGACGCUCCUGCCCCAGACGCUCAUCGGCCUAACGGCAGCGCCAAAGCGGAGGUCUGUCCCUGGGAGGUGACUGAAAGGCUCCCUGAAGAAGGAGUGUCCAUACGGAAUGGGAAAGGGGGCGAGGGGAGAGCCUCAGACAAACCAGAGCCCAAAGUUGGGGCAGUUCAGAGAAAGCCAGAGCAGGCAGACAGGAAACGGGAGGCCGUGUGUCCCUGGGACAGCCAAGACGGUGGAGGUCUGUCUCCACAGCCAGACCCACGAGCUUCUGACAGAGGCAACGGGACUCCGGAGGCAGCAGGCAAUGUGGAGGCCAGGGUGGCAGAAGUGUGUCCGUGGGAAGCAGUAGAGGUGCCCUCAGCCCAGCGAGCGGAAGUCUGCCCUGGGGACGCAAGUGAAGCAGAAGUGGAGGAAGGUGGCCUGGAACAGGCGGUGGAGAGAAAGCCCCCAGGGCAGGGAGAGCUGCUCCUUCAAAAGGCAGGGUCUGGAGGGACUGAAGAACACUUCUCAAAAGCAGCGGCAAAGGGCAGCGGGGAGCAGGGAACUGCCCGCCCCCGGGAAGGCACGGGUCUGGGGCCGCUCUUCCCCCAGCCAGAUGCUCUGGACGCAGACCAAGCCACAGUCAGUGCCCACGGGGCAAGUAGUACAGGGGGCAGGAUGGCAGAGCUGUGCCAGUGGGAAGUCACAGAUCCAGAAGGAAAUAGCAUAAAGGGCACCAUGGCAGACAUCUGUCCUUGGGGGGGACCUGGAGCCCCACCUGAGGGAUCUGGCCUCCUGGCUUUAACAGCAACUCGGACCGAAAUAUUUUCCCCCGGUGACCCUGAGAACCCGCCAUGCCUUUCGGUCCAAAGGCCUCUGGGUUGCUUCCUUCCAGAAAGCAAAAGCCCCCGCCCCAAGGUGAGUGAGCCAACCGGUUCUUUUAUUCUGGGAGAUUUCAGAGAAUUCCAAGGACCUUCAGGAGUUGGGCCAAGGACCAGCGUAACCCCAGGUCCAAGUCUCCAAGAGGCCGAGGCUCAGAAUUCUUCUUCCCUAACUGAAGACCAAGGAGAAGAGGCUUCCAAAGCUCCACAUGAAGAACUCGCCCCUCCAACUGUUUAUCCCUGGGACUGGGAGUAAUGAUUCCCAGUUUAAACUGGGGUGAGGUCAAACAUCGGGUGGCUGGCUUUCAACAGCCAAGGUUCCUUCCCAAGUCCUAGAGCUGAAACAAAGAUGCCUGGCCACUUCUGGUCUCUGGGAAGGUCAGAGACAAAUUACACAAGAAGGGUGCAGCUCGACCCCCGACAGGAAGUUGCACCCUCUCUUCACUUCCAGUUCUUCCUGCGGUAGGGAACAGAGCCUAGGCCCUCGGCUUCUGAGGAACCCUCCUGUCCAGCUGGGGCAUUCAGCACAAGCCAUCCGUGUCUAGACACUCACUUGGAAAGCCAAGUUGGGGACGAAAAGAGGUCAGCAAUGCCCCAACCACAUUUUCUUAUAGGGAGACCUUAUUGUUGUCUGCAGUCUACAAAGAAGAUGUUUUUGUUGUUGUUUUUUUGAGAAGAAACGAAAUCAUGCAAGGCAAUGGCUACAUAGGAACUGAGGGUCACAGGUUAUGGUCACCAUAGGAAGCUUAGGAAGCCACUUAAUUCAAGAU